This is a messenger RNA of Mytilinidion resinicola, 3142 nucleotides long. RefSeq names its product kinase-like protein. The transcript has 2 exons. Bases 1 to 2811 code for a protein of 936 amino acids. Gene Ontology annotation, biological process: protein phosphorylation. Lineage: Eukaryota; Fungi; Ascomycota; Dothideomycetes; Mytilinidiales; Mytilinidiaceae. The record is from RefSeq and is a predicted model, not a curated record. Gene Ontology annotation, molecular function: ATP binding; protein kinase activity.
AUGACCUCUUUGAAAUCCGACAUCCAGGCGUUGCGAUGCCGUGUUGAUGGAGAUUCAAAAUAUUUCGUCCCUCAUCAAAACCUCUACAAGUUGCUCACUCGAUCGGCCAUUCUCACUGCCCUGAUCGUGGGUAGUGUUGCUCCGUCACACCGUCUGGACGCGAUUGCUGAUAGAAUUCUUUUCGGCGCGAGAAGAGUGUUCGCAAUUCUCGUAGUUCUUGGAGGCCAAGAGAAGGAGAUUCUCCGCUUCAUAGAAAAGGAUAACUUCCAAGAGUCACAGAUUGAUCACAGACUACCCUUGUCUGAAGGUGACCUCAGGGCAAUACUCCCGUCCAUUGCCGCGCCGUUCUAUGAGAAACAGUGGGAGUUCGCUGCUCCGGUGUUCACGAGGGAAGUCGAGCAUCGGUUGUUGGACCUUUCUAAUAUUCUCCCAUUUGUCGAAAAGAAGUAUAUCGAUCGUGGUGGGUUUGCAGAAGUGUAUAGAAUUGCGCUGCAUCCAGGCCAUCAAAAUUUAUCUCUGUUAGGACCUGAAUCAAAAGCGGUUUUCGUUCUGAAGCAGUUUUUCCAGGAAAACGACGACACGGACAGCAGUCAUAGCCUAGAGCUGCACAAUCUCAGUCUUUUAAAUCGUCUUAAGCAUCCUCAUAUCCUCGAGUUGCUCGCUUCCUUCUCCUACCAGAACAAACGCAAUCUCAUCUUCCCGUUUGCAGAGGAUGGAGACCUGGAGAGCUUAUUUAAGAAGAGUGAUCGCCCACCAGAGCUUUGCGAUGAUUUUGCGUUCUACAGAUGCAUGUCGCAGCUUUCUUCGGCCCUUGAAAAGAUGCACGGAUAUACCAUAUCAGCGAAUCUCGAUCCGAAGGUUAUAGGACUUCACCGAGACCUCAAACCGAGCAACAUAUUAGUCAGUAAGAAUAAGUUCAUCUUAGCCGACUUUGGGCUCUCGAGUAUCAAGCUAUUCACCAGUUCCUCGGCAACGCCUUUCCGCAUCGGCGGAGGUGAUUAUCUUGCCCCCGAAUGCGAGGAUAUCGAAAGUCUCUCUAAAGGUAUAGCCGGACGUGCCAGUGACAUCUGGUCGCUUGGUUGUGUCCUUGUGGAAUUGCUCGUAUACAUGAGGGAUGGCCCACCUGGUAUUGACUCCUUCCGGAAAGAUCGAGUAUUCAAAUGCACUUGGACGAUGAGAACCUUCCAUGGUCCUGGAAAAAGCGUCAAUCCCCACGUUAUCAAGUUGCUGGACGAAAUGGAGUCCAACGGCUCAACGACUUCCGGGCUCCUUAUCCGAAUGAUACGAGUGAUGCUCUCCGUAGAGCCAUCAGAUCGGCCUUUAGCUGCUGAAAUUACACGUAAACUACAGUUCUUGGCAGUUAAUGAGUUGGUUAUCUCCUUAGAUGAACCGUACCAGACCAUGAAAGCAACUACUGGAUCGCUCCAAGCCAAUCUCGAGUUAGAGAGGUAUCGUAGCUGGAAAUACGUGCUGGGCUACGUGAGCGAGGACCAGAUUCCAGUGGACUCAGCAGCCGAGUUCCUGCUAGACUUUAGCGAGACCGUUGAAUUACUGCAAGCAGCCCAGAAGGAGUUACGGUUCAUAAGCGAACGAUACGAAGCUACGGCGUACCCAAUGUUCCUCGAGCUGCGGCGGAUCAAUGAUUCUCUACUUGGCCUUUUACGACAGGAAGAUCAAAGCAGAGCAUUUACCUAUCUAGCUAUUCGUCUCCUAGAUACAAAGGAUUCCGCAUUUUCAACUGAUGAGAAAGAUAUUAGGAAGGAUCUAGACACACUCGGUUUCGCUAAAGAUUUCUCGACGAUGAUAAGUGCGAAGUCACAAGAGCUUGCUUUCGAACGGGAGCGACAAGGCUAUGCAAACAUCUGUUUAGAGCCCAAGAGGAUCGAAAUCAAGGACGGCAAAUCUGCCGAGGAUCACAAUCUCGGAUGGUUCUCCCCUGAUGGACUCGAGGAGAAACGGCGAAUCCUUGUAGAGUGGAUUCGCUAUGAUAUGCACUGGGAGGGUACAGUGCAAAAAGAGAUGAUUACGCGGGUCGCAAGCAUUGCAUCCUUCCUCCAUCAGGGGGUUUCGCAUGCUCCUUCGCUCCGGACGCUUGAAUGCCUUGGGUACUUCCACUCUCCAAAUCGGCAUGCGUUCGGUCUCGUCUACGAGCUACCGGUCCCACGCCAAGCGGACUGCCCAAAGUCAUUGAAUGACAUUAUUGUUGAGACCAGGAAAUCUGGAGUUGAUCAGAUAUGUCUGGAGGACAGAUUUCGUCUGGCACUCGAACUUGCUUCAACCCUUCUCAAGUUCCACACGGGCACACUCGUCCACAAGAACAUUUCCUCAUACAAUGUUAUUUUCUUUUCCUCACAACAACGUCUUAUCCAGAGUCCAUAUCUCAUCGGCUUCAACUACUCCCGUCCUAACGAACCAAAGGCCUUCACCACCGGGCCACCUCCUAGUCACACUGCUCGGAAAUACCAUCACCCCGAAUAUAACAUCGAGGAAACGCGGAACGGAGGGCAUUUCCGGUUUCAGUUCGAUUACUACAGUCUCGGGCUGGUGCUCUUAGAGAUUGGGCUGUGGGACACUGUUUCCAAUUUCAAGGCCAAGUCAACGCGGGAUCUACAGCAGAAGCUUUUGGCACGUCAAGUUCCGCUGCUAGGCUACUGUAUGGGUUCAGCCUAUCGAGAUGCCGUGGAUACCUGCUUACAGAGCAAUUUUGGUUGUACUGGAGCGGUGGAUACCGACAUGGCGAUGGUGUUGGAGUUCCAGCGUUUGGUGGUAGACCCAUUGCGAAAUUUUCCGCUUGCCCAGGAAAAACGAUAAAUAGUGGGUAACUAUGGAUUAUGUUGGAUUCCUUUCUCUUCAAAAAAAGAUCUCUUUAUCCAUCGUCUAUCUGAGAGACUGAGCACGCUGGUCUGGUCGGUGAGCGACCGCGGCGACCUACAUAACGACGCGGCGAGAAUGUGAAGCACUUACCCGCGCUUGAGACACGAAUUGCCCUUUUUCCUAACAAAAUGUUGGUCUCACCCGCAAUCUCGUCCUCCUCUAAUCCACCAUCAAUCCGUCCUCUCGCGGUUUCAAUCAGUCUCAUUCUAUUUUCGUGAAAGCCAAAAGGUUCUGCGCCAUAAGACGUCAUGGGAAAUCGUGGAAUCAU